Molecule: messenger RNA, 907 nt
Organism: Oryza sativa Japonica Group (Japanese rice)
Lineage: Eukaryota; Viridiplantae; Streptophyta; Magnoliopsida; Poales; Poaceae
Product: SKP1-like protein 11
Biological process (GO): SCF-dependent proteasomal ubiquitin-dependent protein catabolic process
Cellular component (GO): cytoplasm; nucleus
Molecular function (GO): cullin family protein binding
Source: RefSeq, a predicted model, not a curated record
CAAUCCGUCUCGUCUCGUCUCGUCUCGUGCCAGUGCCACUGCUUCACCGCGAGCGAAAGGAGAGUUGGGGUUUUGCGAGCGAGAGCGAGUGAUGGCGAAGGGGAGCGGAGAGGCGGCGGCGGCCGCGGCGGCGGCGGAGGGGAAGGGGGGAGGAGCCGGUUGCGGCGGCGGUGGUGGAGAUGGAGGGAGAGGACGCGGUGGUGCCGGAGGCGGUGGCGGCGGAUGCGGAGAAGGCGGAGGAGAAGGAGAGCGGCAGCAGGAUGAUCACCCUGAAGAGCAACGAGGGCAAGGCGUUCGUUGUGACGGAGGUGUCGGCGAGGCAGUCCACGACCAUCGGGCACAUGAUCGACGACGACUGCACCAGGGAAGCCGUCCCGCUCCCCAACGUCGACUCUAAGACCCUCGAGAAGGUGAUCGAGUACUUCGACGAGCACGCCAACAACAAGGCCGACACCGACGACGAGAAAGCGGCGCUCGACAAGUUUGACAAGGACUUCAUCGGCGAGCUGGACGGUGACAAGGCCUUCCUCUUCCACGUCACCAUGGCCGCCAACUACCUCCACGCCCAAGGACUCCUCGACCUCACCACCCAGUGCAUCGCCGACACCAUCAAGGGCAAGACCCCCGAGGAGAUCCGCACGGCCUUCAACAUCGCGUACGACCUCACCGAGGAGGACCAGGAGGAGAUCAAGGAGGAGGAUGCCUGGGCCUUCUGAGGAGCACGCACCUGCCGCGUAAUUGUUCUCGUAGUUGUGUGUUGUGUCUCUGGUGGAUUCAGAUCUGAUCAGCUUACCUUUGAGUUCGUGCAUCCUGUCCAAGUAGAAGUGUAGAACUGAGUCGGCUGUGUCGUUGAAUGCUUUGCAACUGCUGGAUCGCUUGCAUGAAGUGAAAUAUUUUGCUCCAAAUA